AUGCCAACCAAUUUUGAGGAAGAACUUGAAGGUCCAUUUGGUGAAGCCGCACCUGAAAUCUUAGAGGAUAGAAUAUGGGUGGAUGGUUGUUGGGACUUUUUCCAUCAUGGACAUGCCGGCGCCAUGCUUCAAGCUCGACAGUUGGGCAAUGAAUUGGUUGUAGGAAUUCAUUCCGAUGAAUCAAUUCUCGAGAACAAAGGACCAACGGUCAUGACGCUACAAGAACGAAUUGCGGCAGUAGAUGCCUGCAGAUGGGUUACACAAUCGGUGUCAUAUGCGCCCUAUGUUACGUCUCUGCCAUGGAUUUCUCAUUAUGGUUGCAAAUAUGUGGUUCAUGGUGAUGAUAUUACUUCGGACAGCAGUGGGGAGGACUGUUAUCGAUUUGUCAAGGCUGCAGGCAGGUUCAAGGUUGUGAAGAGAACCCCAAGUAUCUCGACGACAGAUCUUGUUGGACGAAUGCUACUUUGCACACGAACGCACUUUAUCAAAUCGCUACCCAAGCUCUUGGCUGGGGAAGAUGGCUCUGGAACUACCGAAGAGAGGAAAGCUGAUGGCAAAGCUAUGACCGAAAGGAUGCGAAUGUAUGCUACUGACGAAACUGGAUUCAACCCAGGCUCGAGUGUUUGGUUCUGGAAGGCCUCGAUUGCGGCUCGAGAGGAUGAGACCGAGAAUGAGAAAGGAGUAUUCAGUUCUUUAAUGCAAGGAUCAACGCCGAAGCCAGGCCAGCGAGUUGUGUACGUCGAUGGUGGAUUUGAUCUCUUUUCCUCGGGUCACAUUGAAUUCCUUCGCCAGGUCAUCGAGGCAGAAGAAAAGCUCGCUGGGGAAGAAGGCUGGUAUAGCAAAGAAGCUGUAGCGGAACGCGUUGGUAAAGGGGCGGAUUAUGCGCCAUGUUUCGUGGUGGCUGGUGUUCAUGAUGAUGAAGUUAUCAAUCAUUGGAAAGGAGUCAAUUAUCCCAUUAUGAAUAUCUACGAACGAGGUCUUUGCGUGUUACAAUGCAAGUAUGUCAACGCCGUCAUUUUUGGUGCCCCCUUUACUCCCACCAAGGCAUAUCUCACGACAACUCCAUGGGGAGUACCUGAUGCAGUCUAUCAUGGGCCAACAAGUUUCAUGCCAUUGACUUAUGAUCCAUACGUCGCUUCGAAGGAGAUGGGCAUCUAUCGUGAAAUUGGUACACAUGAGUUUGCAUUUGUCAAUGCUGGUCAAAUUGUUCAACGGAUUUUGAAAAGUCGAGACAUGUAUGAAGAAAGACAACGCUUAAAAGGGGUAAAGGGUAUUGGCGAGGAUGCCCAAAGAACACGCGAACGCAUGGAAGAGGAACAGCGAUUGAAAGAAAAUCUUGCUUAG
Messenger RNA from Sclerotinia borealis F-4128, 1344 nucleotides. NCBI's taxonomy places the organism in Eukaryota, Fungi, Ascomycota, Leotiomycetes, Helotiales, Sclerotiniaceae. The record is from the annotation of a GenBank genome assembly.